AUGCAUGUUAAUCUGAUUGCUCUCAGCGACCAGUCAUCACAACUGUUCACUGCUGAUGUUUUGUUGAUGACUUCAAGAGAAGGCUAUCAGUCUUUUGCUGUGAACCAAGAACUUUCUUCAUGUGAUGAAAGGACAAGUAUUUUGUCAAUGAAACAGGGUUCAGCCCUCCGUUAUUUUGUUCAUCAACACGUGAGAUACAUAUGGAACCAAAGCAAUGGCAAAUUUGAGACACUAUGUGGAUUGGAUGUGGGCACAAAAUGUUCAUCUUUUCAUGAAGAUUUUAAAGGUCUGGGUGUGACAGAGCAAUGGAAGAAAUUGGAUUUAUAUGGCCCAAAUGAGAUAGAUGUGGAAGUGAAGUCAUACAUUGUUUUGCUCUUUGAAGAGGUGCUGAAUCCCUUCUACAUCUUUCAGCUGUUCAGUGUAAUACUAUGGAUGUGUGAUGAUUACUAUUUCUACUCUGGAUGUAUUAUCCUCAUCUCUGUGGUAUCCAUUGUGAUGUCACUUUAUGAAACAAAAAAGCAAAGGAGAAUCCUGCGAGAUAUGGUUGCUUCACACAAGAGCAUGGUUCAUGUUAGCAGAGGCAAUGGAGUUUUUGAAGACCUCCCAAUGACCCAACUAGUCCCUGGAGAUGUGAUUGUGAUCCCCAAACAUGGCUGUACAAUGUCAUGUGAUGCUGUCCUGCUUGUUGGGAACUGUAUUGUCAAUGAGAGCAUGUUGACUGGUGAGAGUGUCCCAGUGACCAAGACUCCCCUUCCAAACCAGCCUGACUCAGAUGAAGUGUUCUCUCCUGAUGAUGUCCACAAGAGAUACACCCUUUUCUGUGGCACCCAGGUCAUCCAGACCAGAUACUAUGGGGCAGGAAAAGUUACCGCUGUGGUGGUCAGAACAGGGUAUUCAACCUCAAAAGGUAGACUAGUCCGUGCCAUUCUCUAUCCCAAACAAAUGGAUUUCAAGUUUUACACUGAUGCUAUCCGCUUUGUCCAAAUCCUCUUUUUGAUUGCCUUAUGUGGUAUGGCUUACAACCUGUAUGUGUUCAUUAAAAGAGGGGAAUCUGUCAGGAGAAUUAUAUUACGUACUCUAGACAUCAUUACUAUAGUUGUGCCCGUGGCUUUACCAGCCGCCAUGACAGUGGGCACAAUAUAUGCCCAGAAUCGCCUCAAGAAGGAAGGCAUAUUUUGUAUCAGUCCACCAAGGAUUAACAUGUGUGGAAAAUUAAACAGCAUUUGCUUUGACAAGACAGGCACAUUAACUGAAGAUGGUUUGGACCUUUAUGGUGUAGUUCCUGUACAGGAGGAUAGGUUUUUGCAUGUAGUCCAGCAUCCCACAGACCUGCCCACUGGUCCAUUUCUGGCUGCCAUGGCAACCUGUCACUCACUCACCAUGAUAGAAGGAGAACUGAAAGGAGAUCCACUUGACUUGAAGAUGUUUGAGUCUACAAACUGGCUAUUAGAAGAACCAGGACAAGACACCAGUAGAUUUGACAUGAUGGUGCCUACCAUUGUAAAACCCUGCAAUAAAGAGACUUAUUUCUCUGCUUAUGACCAGAAAAUGCUGCCAUAUGAAAUUGGUAUUGUGCGUCAGUUUGUAUUUACCUCAGACCUGCAGCGUAUGAGUGUGAUCACCAGAACUUUGGGAAGUUCCCACAUGGACCUGUAUUGCAAAGGGUCACCAGAGAAAGUAGCGCACCUCUGCAAUGUAGAGUCAUUGCCUUGUGAUUUCCAUUAUGUUUUACAACGUUAUACUAUGAAAGGAUUCCGUGUGAUAGCGGUUGCCUGGAAGCCACUGAACCCUGCCUUGACCUGGCAUCGUGCUUCAAGAAUACAAAGGGAAACUGUAGAGUGUGAGCUGACAUUCCUAGGUCUGAUAAUUAUGCAGAACAGUUUAAAACCAGAGACUACUCCUGUAAUAAGACAACUGAAGGCAGCUAACAUAAGGGUUGUGAUGGUCACAGGUGACAACAUGCACACAGCCAUAAGUGUUGCCAGGGAUUGUGCAAUGGUGGAUGAGGAAGAGAAGGUGAUUAUGGUGAAAGCCAGUCCUCCCAGCAAGAACAGUGAGGCAGUCAUCCACUGGGAAUAUGCUGAGGUCAACCUGGACAAUGAACUUACAGUCAGCCAUGAGGAAAGAGAUAAGCCCUACAGUACCCUGAACAUAGAGAGCAGGGUGGACAAUUUUCACUUUGCCAUUGAUGGAGGUUCAUUUGGUGUAAUCAGGGUGCAUUUUCCUGACAUUUUGCCUAAGGUAAUUAUAUAA
This is a messenger RNA of Lingula anatina, 2253 nucleotides long. Its product is annotated as polyamine-transporting ATPase 13A3. Gene Ontology annotation, cellular component: late endosome membrane. The record is from RefSeq and is a predicted model, not a curated record. Gene Ontology annotation, molecular function: polyamine transmembrane transporter activity; ATPase-coupled monoatomic cation transmembrane transporter activity; ATP hydrolysis activity. Lineage: Eukaryota; Metazoa; Brachiopoda; Lingulata; Lingulida; Lingulidae. Gene Ontology annotation, biological process: polyamine transmembrane transport; intracellular calcium ion homeostasis.